GGCACAGACACAGAGAGAGCCGUCGAAGAAGCACAGUUCGCAAUUUCACCAUAAAAAAAAAAAGAAAAGAGGAAGAAAAAGAAGCCGUGCCGUGGGUUUUGUUUGGAAACAAUCCCCGUCCCACGGUCUCGUCCAUUACUGUGGAAGGAGAGCCAGUGCCAAGAGUUGGGAUUUCCUAUAGCGGUGCCAGGGCAGCAAUCCACAGAGGUGCCAGCUGCUGACAGAAGACUGGAUUUUUAAAUACACUAUUAUAUUUUGUCUUGUUCAUUUUUUGAAAAAGGUUACAAAAGCAGACAGUGACCCAGCACAGUGAGCAUCGCUCUGGCGAACACUGGCACUAAAGGGACCCUGCUGUGAACGCGCUUGGCCCACAUGCGCCCAGUGGUCAUCGUCGUGCGCGUUUCUUCCCUCGCAGCUGUCGGAGCCCCGACACCCUGAUGCUUCUCCGCGCUUCUUCUACCUGAGCACAUUGGUGGACCAUCAUGCACUCUUGCCAGAAGGUUUCACUUAGCGGUGCUGAAGCCGGACUGCCGCAGGGUCUAUAAUCCCCUUCAGCGAUCACACCGCGGGGCUUGAGCUCCUUUGCUGAGCGAAUUAACUUCAAGUGACUCGAUCUCUCCGUAUCCACAGGCUCUCUUUUUUUUUGGCAAGUGCAGGAAAACGUUACGGAGAGAAGAGGGAGAAGAGAGAAGGAGGGCGCGGAAGAAAGACGGCCGAUCGAGUGCGAGUGCCCUGGCGAUGCCAGUGUAGAUGCCAGGGCAAUGUCCCGUCGCAAGCAGGGAAACCCGCAGCACUUGUCCCUGUCGCAGAGAGGAGCGCAGCCUGAGACAAAUCAUCUAUCACAUGAGCAUCAUGUGCUAGUGGCCCCUGCCGAUGACCUGCUCACCUGUGGACAAUGCCAAACCAACUUCCCCUUGGGGGACAUCCUGGUAUUCAUAGAGCACAAGCGACGACUGUGUCCAGGCCUGAGUGCCGGGCCUGGAUGCUAUGAGAAGACUUUGGGUCGUAGCACCCCACCGUCGCCAUCACAGUCGGAGCUACGGCGGCCUGCUGAGCCUGUUGAGGUGGGGAUCCAGGUGAUGCCUGAUGAUGAGGAGGAAGGACGGCUGACACCCUCCAAGGGUAUCUGUCCAAAGCAGGAGACCAUCCACACAGGCAGAGAUGAGCCUUCAAGCUACACUUGUACAACUUGCAAGCAGCCAUUUCCGAGCGCCUGGUUCCUCCUCCAGCAUGCUCAAAACACUCAUGGAAUCCGCAUCUAUCUGGACACUGGCAUCUCCAACUGUGCUCUGACUCACAGAAUCAAUAUCCCACCUCCCCUUGUGGCUGACUCUCUACCCCAUCCCUCCCUCAACAACUUUCUUGGUGAUGGAAACCCAUUCCACCUACUGCGCAUGGCUGCGCCCAUGCUCCGAGAGCCACCGCCUUUUUUAGAGAACCGCUUGCCUGCCACACCCCCCUUUGCCAGUCCACCACCCCGUCACCACCUGGAUCGCCUUAGUGCUGAGGAAAUGGGCCUGAUUUCCCAGCAUCCCAGUGCCUUUGAAAGGGUGAUGCGUUUGACGCCUAUGGCUAUCGAGUCCCAGUCCAUGGACUUUUCCCGGCGGCUUCGGGAACUGGCGGGUAACAGUGGACCCACACCACCACUGUCACCCAGCCGUGUCAACCCUAUGCAUCGCUUGCUGAAUCCUGGCCUCUUCCCACCUGGCCCUAAGCCGCCAUUCCUUAUCACCCCACCACUGCCCCCUAUGCCUCCUGGCAGCACCACACCACCACAGCCACAAGCCAAGAGCAAGUCCUGUGAGUUUUGUGGGAAAACCUUCAAAUUCCAGAGCAACCUGGUGGUGCAUCGGCGCAGCCACACGGGUGAGAAACCCUACAAAUGUCAGUUGUGUGACCACGCCUGCUCACAGGCCAGCAAGCUUAAGCGGCACAUGAAGACACACAUGCAUAAGUCUGGCUCCACAACAGGCCGCUCUGAGGAUGGCCUGUCCUCUACCAGCUCCCCAGAUGUUGUUGGGGAUCGUGUAAAGGGGCAUGGAGAGGAUUUCCGCAGUGAAGGCCUUGUUGCAGACAAUGAGGAGGAAGAAGAAGAUGAUGAGGAAGAAGAAGAGGAGGACCUUGAGAAUGACAGCAGGCCAGAGUCAAACUUUAGUCUGGACUCAGAACUCAGCCGCAACCGGGUGAAUGGUACCAAAACUUCUGAUCAUGAGAAGAACAUCCCUGGGGGUAAAGCUGAUGAAAAUAUAGGUUUGACUGGUGUACGCCAGUACAGUGAGUUUGGAGCUGACAAUCAGAAAAGGCUCCCUUUCCCAAAGGGGGAGUCAGAUGAGCAAAGGGACACAGGAGAUGAGGACUCAGUAGUUGGGGAGACCGAUCCGGUAGUGCAGGCUGCAGUAAAUGGCAGAAACUGUGGCUCAAGGGAUUCUUUCUCAGGCCUGUUUCACAGGAAACCCCCUCUCAUCACCAGCCCCAGUCUGUCUAAUUCUUCAGCGAAGAGAAUAAAAGUUGAGAAAGACCUAGACCUUCCUCCAGCUCCAGUCAUCCCAUCAGAGAAUGUCUAUUCUCAGUGGCUGGUAGGCUAUGCAGCCUCCCGCCACUUCAUCAAAGAUCCUUUCUUGGGCUUUGCUGAUUCCCGGCAGUCACCCUUUGCCACCUCAUCGGAGCACUCCUCAGAAAAUGGCAGCCUGCGCUUCUCCACACCACCUGGUGAUGCGCUGGAUGGAGCCUUCUCAGGCCGCAGUGGUACAGCCAGCGGGGGCAGUACACCUCAUCUGCGAGGUGGGCCUGGCCCAGGGCGGCCCAGCUCCAAGGAGGGCCGCCGAAGUGACACAUGCGAAUUUUGUGGCAAGGUUUUCAAGAACUGCAGCAACUUAACGGUACACAGGCGGAGUCAUACAGGUGAACGGCCCUACAAAUGUGAUCUCUGUAGCUAUGCCUGUGCCCAGAGCAGCAAGCUCACUCGCCACAUGAAAACACAUGGCCAGUUUGGCAAAGAGGUCUAUCGCUGUGACAUCUGCCACAUGCCCUUCAGCGUGUACAGUACUCUUGAGAAACACAUGAAAAAGUGGCAUGGGGAACAUUUGAUGACAAAUGAGGUCAAAAUAGAACAAGCUGAGAGAAGUUAGGCUAGUUUCUCUAUCUGCCUCAACACUUUUUGAACAGCUGGAUAAGAUGGUUAGCUGGAUAAUUUUUUUGUAGAUAUUAAUUUUUAACUAAUUUGAUGUUUUUGCCUAACAAACUGCCAACUGAGAAAUAUUAACACCAGAAAAAAUUUAAAGUGAAACUGGCCUAAACUGCCUCAUUUGGAAUCUCCUUUUCAAACAGUCUGUCUAAGGAUUAAGCAGUGAUGAAUUUAUGGAGCCUUUAACUGUGCAAUAAUUUGUGUAUUUAUUGGAUUUCUGUAAUGAUGUUUGGCUUGUGCUGGUACAUUUCUUUUGUAUUUCUUUCUUUGAUAUUUUCUGUGAUUUUGAUUUUAGAACCCAGAUGAUAUCCUGAGAUCCUGAGCAGAACAGAAUACUAUUGUCUUUAAAUGAUACUAUAGGCCUCUGUUUCAAGGAAAUUGAAUAUGUAAGCUACACUGAGAAUUUCUUGAAGAGGACCCAAAUUUAGAGACCCUAUAGAAAGCUAUAUUUUUCAUUGUUAUACGUGGUAGAAUUAUCAGUGAACAAUUUCUGAAGCUGACCUAACUGGUUAUCCAGUACAGACUGUCAGGAAAACAGCAUGAUACGUAAAAUGUGGACAAAAAUUUAUCUAAUUAAAAUGGGUUAAUAUAGCAGCUGCUUUUAGUUACGAAGUCAUUAAUUGUAUUAAGCCAUGGCUUAAACUUUACUUGACUAUUGUCAUACAGGAGUCUAAUUAGAGGACAAUAUUUCCAGCUGUUUACAUUAAACAAAUUCUCCUGUAUCAUUGUUUCUUCUCAGUGUGCACCAUGCAUGCUUAAUUGAUACAAUAAUAUUUAGACUUCUGCUUGACAGUAACACCACUUCAGUGUUUAACUGUAAAGGUAGACAAGUUUACCAAGAUGUUUCAAUCAAACAUCACUAUUAAAAACAACCACAAUAUUUAUGUUUUUUUUUUUUUUUUUUUUCAGUUCUGGCAGCCAUUUACAAUAUUAGCAUCUGGUAUUUUACUUCCCCAAACUCUUAUGCUGCAGUGCAUAUAAUUGUCUUAAAAUGUGAAAUAGUUUGGCCCUGAAUGUGUGAAAAAUAUGAAAUAGUUUUACAUUUUUCCACCAUUUCAUGACAAAACUUGCCUUAUGUAUGUCAGAAAAUUAAACUACAAAUUAAAAAGACAGAGGAUAUAUAUUGAAUGGAUAAUUUUUUGCCAGUCAUGAAAAAGAUCAGGCACCUAUUAUUUAUAG
Scleropages formosus (Asian bonytongue) is the source of this 4363-nucleotide messenger RNA. Its product is annotated as B-cell lymphoma/leukemia 11B-like. The record is from RefSeq and is a predicted model, not a curated record. Gene Ontology annotation, biological process: positive regulation of transcription by RNA polymerase II. Gene Ontology annotation, cellular component: nucleus. Bases 762 to 3128 code for a protein of 788 amino acids. NCBI's taxonomy places the organism in Eukaryota, Metazoa, Chordata, Actinopteri, Osteoglossiformes, Osteoglossidae. Gene Ontology annotation, molecular function: DNA-binding transcription factor activity; RNA polymerase II cis-regulatory region sequence-specific DNA binding. The transcript is spliced from 3 exons.